GCACCCUGGAAUCCAUGCAUCUACCUCUUCUCUGUGUCUCAUUUCUCUCAAGUGGGAAACUCUCUCAUCUACCUUCUCAUGCAUUUCUUUCCCGCACACCCCAUAAUAUGCUUUCCUGAAAGGAUCUUCAGUUUAAGCCUAAUAACGUCAUUUUGCUAAUGAGAUCUAGGGAUGUAAAUUGUCCCCAAUGGCUACCAUCAGUCCUUUUCCUCUGUAUCAAUACAACAACUUUAUUUCUGAUGUGUAAAUGUCAUAUGUAAGUCUCCAUUGCAGGCAGUGAGUGCUACAUGGAAGUGAAUCACAGCUAAUUGGCUCCAAAGCCCUUUCUCCUCAAACUACAUUUGGAUUUUGGGAUUGGGAGAGAAUUGGCCCUCUGAAACCUUGGUAUUUUAAGCUUUAUACUUAGCCUAUUCCACCUUCAUAUGAACUCCGGUGUUUCCCAGUUGCCUGGACUACGUGUAGUCUCUGGAAACCCAAACUUCCAGUUCUCAGUCCUGCCCCUGAAGGAAAUUUGCCACCUUGGAUUGGUUCCUAGAAACCCAGGCUCCUCCUCAAACUCCUAGCUGGUUGGCCUUUUCUCUGCCCCUCCCCAUGAGUGGGUCACUCCACAGGGACACACAACAGAGGCAAGAGAUUCCUAUAGGAAGGAAAAGUCAGGGUAAGGAUGAUGGGAAGAGGGAAGGGACCAAGUACUGAGAUUUAUUUUUUCCAAAAGAGGGUUGAGAAGAGUGAUUGCUGUACGUAGAGCCUGACUGAUAGAGAGGAACAGCUCCAUCCUCCCCUUGACCUCAGCCUUGCCUAAGGUUUCAAGGAGAUCAAGUAUAGAAGCUUCUAGAAAGUAUAAGAGAUAGAUUUGGAGACUAGAACUCUAACUCCCCUGGGAUUCUUGGUUCAGUCUAGGGAUCAGGAAAGCAUCCCCAUGUCCAGACCUAAAUAUAAGUCCCCUCCCUCCCCUAGGACAGCAAGAAGAUGCCACCUAAGACCAAAGGAAAAAGGAUGAAAGCUGGGGCACAGGAGAAGAAAAAGAAUGCAGGUGCUGAUGUGGAAGCCAAAUCCACACACAGGCUGACAGUGUUGGAAAAGGAGUUGCUGCAAGACCGCUUGGCUCUGCGAAGGGAUGAGGCCCGCCAAGCCAAGGCUUCUGCAGAAGAACUGAAGCAAAGGUUGCAAGGGCUGGAGGCUGAACUGGAAGGGGCUCGAAGUGAAAGGAAGGCCAUAUAUGCAGAGAUGAGUUGUCAGUGCCGGGCCCUGCAAGAGGAGAUGGAAACUCGCAGCAGGCAGCUGGAGCAAGAAGUGAGGGGCCUUCAGGUGCAACUAGAGACAUGCCAGAGGGAGGCUGAGGCUGCACAGAGAGAGGCUAAGCAGGCCCUCAGUGAGCGGGACCAGACUCUGGCUCAGCUUCGGACCCAUGUAGCAGACAUGGAGGCCAAGUAUGAAGAAAUCUUACAUGGCAGCCUGGACCAACUCUUGGCUAAGCUGAGGGCCAUCAAGCCUCAGUGGGAUGGGGCUGUGCUGAGACUCCACGCCAGGCACAAGGAGCAGCUCUGCCAGUUUGGACAACCCCCUGGAUCUUUGAGGCUGUAAGCAUAUAGUCUCUGGGGCUCUCUGAGGCCCCAGCAAUAAAGCUGUCUUGAUGUAGAAGUCAAUGGAAAUUUGGGUUGUGGCUUUUUGGCAAAGAUGAGUGCCUCUCAUGAGAACAUCUCAGUUCUGAGCUGACCCAUUAGCCUGAAGGCUGAAUGAUAGAAGAGAAAUUUGACGAGGUCUCAACUUUUCCUAGAAAAGUGGGUCCUGCCCUUUGGGCCUGGGGCCUUUUUGGUCCCUUCGAACUACUGCCUCCUACCCCCACCCACACAAAUACAGGCAGCCAGAUUUGUGGGAAAAGGCCAUUUCUGUGAUGGACCAACAGUGACCAGGCACCAGCCCCCACAGUCCUAAGGUGUAACUGGUCUCCAAACCCUUGUCAAUACAUCCCAGAGUCCUGGAGUCAUGCCUCAGGCAAGUUCCAGAUGGCUUCGAUCCUAACCGGCCUAUAGCUCACAUAAAAAGGGAAAACUUUUUUCUCUAUUCUACUACAAUACUCUCAGUAUUACUUUACUUCUGGCCACCAAAUAUGUAGGGGUUUUCCCCACACCUAGCAAUUCUCCCACUCUUCUGUGGACACCAGCUUGGUGUCCUACAAUUUAACUCAAUUCUUACACUAUCUACCUAGAGAUUCCAUAGGUUAAGGACUCAGUGCCACAAU
Messenger RNA from Pteropus alecto (black flying fox), 2242 nucleotides. RefSeq names its product coiled-coil domain containing 153 (gene DRC12). Lineage: Eukaryota; Metazoa; Chordata; Mammalia; Chiroptera; Pteropodidae. The record is from RefSeq and is a predicted model, not a curated record.